Aedes albopictus (Asian tiger mosquito) is the source of this 1503-nucleotide messenger RNA. RefSeq lists its product as uncharacterized. The transcript has 5 exons. Bases 227 to 1192 code for a protein of 321 amino acids. Lineage: Eukaryota; Metazoa; Arthropoda; Insecta; Diptera; Culicidae. The record is from RefSeq and is a predicted model, not a curated record.
AACGGUAACGAUCUCCGUUUUGCAUGCGCGUUGAGUGAAAAUGGCAAACACAGCUUGUUGAAUUUUCGGAAUGCAAAAAUUGUUGAAAAAUUAAUGAAAAUCAACCUUGAUUCGAUCCAAAGUGUGCAUAAGCAAGUUCCGUGUGAUUGGUGUAACUGCUGUGGAUAAUUUUCACGCGAAAAAGAUCAAUUCUUGGUGAAAUCAACUGAUAUUAAUAUUGACAAUUAUGCGCAGUAGAACAGAGCUAGUCACACACCAGCUGGAGGGAUCCGAUUUCGAAGAUGAAUCGGACUUUGAAGACUCCGAGGAAGAUUGGCGGCCGGCUAAAGGGGAACAGAAACCUAAGAAAAUAAAAACUGCUGGCCGCGGUCGAAAGUCUGCGGGAGGUAGCAAAAACGGGGGAAGUGCCAAGCGCGGCCGUAGACAAAGUCGGAAGGUCAAAAAGCAGUCCAGCGACGAGGAGGAGCUCAGUGAUGAGGACGUCUCGGAACCGGAGCCAACGCCUCCGAAAAAAUCGAGGAAAUCGGCCAAAAGAUCGGCGGACAUGAAUGCCUCCUCCGACGCUUACCAGAGUGCUUCCGAGGCUCCCCAGCCGACUGAGACCGUCGUGCUCAAAUCAGAACCAACCACGUCCAUGUACGGCAAUGUUGAUAUUUCACCGGCGCCCAAACCACAGCCACUCCAGCGCAAGGUCGCGACCCCGGUCAAGAGCUUCCCGGACAAGGGCGGUUAUCUGAAUCUGUUCAUCUUCAAGGGCGACCUCAAGGAAGGAAUCGUCAACAGCACUCAGGUGUGUCUGUGGCGGCGAGAUGGAUCGAGCUUGCUGCAGAAAUAUCUUCGAGAUAAAACCGUGCAAUCCGAGUUGCCACAGUUCAACUCAUCGAUGGUGUACUCUUGCUGGGAAGACAAACGAGCCAACGAGUAUUUGGAAGUCAAAGUGCGGUGUCUGGAGCAGUCGAAGCAGAUUCGCGUAGAACUGACCGACGUCGAAGAGUUGGAGGCCAAAUCGAAGGAUGAGUACGACAGCUAUGUGGCGACCUAUGGAACUCCCGUGCCGAGAUCCAGCGCGGCCCAGCAGGACGAUGACGACGACGAAGACUGUGAUGAAGAUGAUAUGGCAGCUGGAGAGGAAGAUGGCGGCGAGGAGUUUGAAGAAGAUGGCGAAAAUGAGGAAGCGGCUCAAGAGGAAUAAGAAAGCAAUCCGGUUUGUAGUGCUGCUGUCUCCCUAUUCUAGCUGUUCUCUAUAUAAGUACUGAUUGUGCUGAAAUCACAUCGAGUAGUAAUGUGUAAUAAUUUGCGAUAGCUCUACUAGCGCAUAACCUAAUUUAAUGGAAUGAAUGUGUGUUUCUUUCUAAGAAAUGAUAAACCAAUUGCGAAAAAUCUUUUUUCCUAUCUCUUUUGUGGGUUCAAAGUAAUUUUAGCAUACCAGUGUAAUCGAUAAAAGUAUUCAUUGUUUUAAAUGGAAAUAUAUCAACUAUCGCAAUAUGCAUAUGAACUAAAUAA